Messenger RNA from Cryptomeria japonica (Japanese cedar), 2946 nucleotides. RefSeq lists its product as uncharacterized. Gene Ontology annotation, molecular function: nucleic acid binding; zinc ion binding. The transcript is spliced from 10 exons. Gene Ontology annotation, cellular component: U4/U6 x U5 tri-snRNP complex; spliceosomal complex. The record is from RefSeq and is a predicted model, not a curated record. Gene Ontology annotation, biological process: mRNA splicing, via spliceosome. Lineage: Eukaryota; Viridiplantae; Streptophyta; Pinopsida; Cupressales; Cupressaceae. The coding region runs from base 243 to 854 and encodes 203 amino acids.
GAUAAACAUUGGAAUCACAUGUGAGGAAUGAGUGUCAUGCAGUGGUUAAUUAUGUUAAUUACACUCAGAUAUAUGUUGGUGGCUUGUGUCUAGUUAAAGUUCUUAAAUACAGUAUUUUGAAUACUACAUGCAAGAUUGUAUGAUCUGUCAUAUGUUGUUUUUUGCAGUUUCCUCGUUAUUGUGAGUGUGAAGUGGUGGGCUUUCUUUGGCAACGUGAAUUUUGUGCAUACUAGUUCCAACUUAUGGCUCAACCUAGCAGAAAAGUCAACGGAGUCGAUAAUACAUUUCGAAGGAAAUGGGACCGAGAUGAGUACCUUGAGCGUGCACGCAAACGAGAAGAGGAGGAAGAUGGAAAUUUCAAAGCUAAAGCUAAAGUUCCUGCUGUGCAAAGAAAACCGUUGAAGUAUAGAGAUUAUGAAGUUGAUCUAGUUUCUCGCUUAGGUAAAACACAGGUUGUCACUCCAGUUGCCCCUUUAAGCCAGCAGGCUGGAUAUUACUGCAGUGUUUGUGAAUGCGUAGUGAAAGAUUCAGCAAACUAUUUGGACCACAUAAAUGGGAAAAAGCAUCAAAGGGCAUUGGGUAUGUCGAUGCGAGUUGAAAGGGCAUCUUUGGAACAGGUCCAACAACGGUUUGAAUCUCUGAAGAAAAGGAAGGUUUUUAGCAGCUUUACUGAACAAGAUUUGGAUGAUAGGAUACUGAAACAGCAGCAAGAGGAGGAAGAAAGAAAACGACAGAGGAGGGAGAGGAAAAAGGAAAAGAAGAAAGAAAAAGCCUUAGAGGAAGAUCUUGAUGACUGUGAUCAGGAUGUGGCAGCAAUGAGUGGCUUUGGUGGAUUUGGGUCAUCAAAAAAAUAAACUAAAUUAUUUUUAUUUUUUUCAAUAAAAGUAGAUUAUUGCACUAAACUUUUUUUAUUAAUAUUUUUUAUUUUUUACACAGGAUUCAAAGAGCAUACAAGAGGAAAGAACCUUGGGAAGAAAACCUCCGGUCACAGCUCAUAAAAUAAACCUAUAAUAUCUAACGGAUCAAUUUAUACACCCCGCCCAAAACCACAUACAAAAUGCGGGCACAACACAUAUAAUAUCAGUUUUGCAUAGAGCCCAUAUGACAAUUUGCCAAAAAAACCCAUCGGAUGAUUUCAAAUGUAGACUCCAUAGCUUCUAUCAACGGAAGAAGACAAAAUUUUCCAAAGCCCUGUGCCAAAUCCCAUGAGCCAAAAACCUUCCUGUUAAAAAAGAAAGUAUCAAAAAACCUUUGGAAAAACACUACUAUAUCAAAUACCAUGACCUUGAACUCUUCUCUAGACAACAAACAUGAAUACUUGAAAUGAAAGGGAAAGCGUGAAUAAUUAUCAUCAUAAAAUUUUACAUCGACGUUACUCAAGAAAAUCAUAUGACUAUUGUUGCAAACCUUCCCAUACCCUAGAAGGAAUUUCCUCAAAACCCACCUCUCGCUGAUUAGCAUUUCUAUCAAUGGCUAAAUUUGCCAAAUAAUUUGCAAUCUUAUUAACUUCUCUGUAACAAUGGGAUACCAAGAAAGAUUCAAACAAUUCUAAUUUUUGUAAAAUGGGAUCAAUUAUAUACUACAAAUUCCAACAAUUCGAUUUCUUUUUCAUAACACAUUGAAUAAUCACCAUAGAAUCACCUUCAAUUAUUAAGUCCUUAAUUCUCAAAGAGAUUGUCAUAUCCAAUCCAAAAGACAAAGCAUGAAAUUCCGCAUAAUUGUUAGUUUUAAAACCAAUAACAUGACACUUAGCUCGAAUAAAAUUUGCAUUAAACUAAAUUAUUUUCAUCAUUGAUAUAAAAAUGAUUUUUAAGGACACUAGGGUAACACUCAUUACAUAUCAGUGAUGUAUUAUUGAGGGCACAUAUCAAGGCAUGAUGUAGAAGCAGAUUAAUUGCACAUUUAAUUCCUGUAUACAACUUGCUUAUGCAAUUUGAUGAGACUUGUAUAAGCUAUUAAAAAUUAACAAAUAUUACAACCUAGCUUAGAAUGAUUACUGUAAUUUUAACUCAAAUGUUUAUCUUUUCAUAUAUGGCACCAUGUUGUGAUUUGAGACAUUUCUUUUGCAUUUCUUUAGAUUGUAUAUCAUGUUCGGUUGAUACAGUUUUGCCAUGUUGCCCCUUGUAAUCCAAGUUCUUUACUGCAGUUUGCUAUUUUCUUGGAUGGCUGGUGUUGCAUACAGUAUUUACAACACAUAGAUAACAACCUUAAGAUAAUGUGGGGAAUUCCAUGAGUGUAUCUGGAAUUAGCCUUCUAAAAGAACAAGAUAGAGAAUGAAAGAAAUUACAUAGGUCGGUUGAAUUCCAGUGUACAGAAUAUUACAAUUGCUAAUCAAGAGUAUAAAGGGCAAUUCAAUAACCAAAAUAAAGUACUUGAAACUAAAAUUAGUUGUUCAGGAAUUUUCAAGGCUGUAGUCUCUUAAGCACUCCUACUUGGUUAAUGGAACUCCUUUGCCUGGUAAGAUUAUUUUCUCACCAACAUAUAUUAUUUUUUAACUGUAUCUGCUCAAACCUCAUGUAAAAGCUCAAGAAAAUUUAGCACAGUUCUUCUACAACCUUAAGAAAAUUUGACCAUGGAGAAAGAAAAUCUUAAGGAUCUGUAUGUUUAUUCAAAACCCAUUUUGAUGUGGGUGUGUAGGUAACUUCUUUAACAGAUUAUAAUUUUUUAACUGUUGAAUUGUAGGGGACCAAGCGCUGAUGGGUGUUAAGCCUUUAACGUCUGCAUGUUCAUGUUAGGUAGCCCCGUUUAGCACAGCGUAUUGAUCCCAAAUAUCAACAAAUAACAUUCUAGCUGCUUCUUUUCUUGUAAUAAUCUUCUUCCAUAGAUUUAGUAUUGCAAUUUUUUCUAAAUCUAUUUACUUUGACAAAUAGUCAUGUCUGUGUUUCUCAUAGGCAAAGGAGCUGGAAACUCGUGUCCCUCAGAUGCUGUAUCCAUGCAUGCCCAAAA